GACAUGUGUAUAAUUAGUUGCAUACCAUUCAAUCUUGUGUCUAUUCGAAACAUAGACAUAUUUUUUUUAACUUGUUUAUGCCAGUAGGGCUUAAGAAUAAAUGAAAAAAAGUGUUUAUCCCAUUAUUUUUUGUUACCGUUAUGAUGAUAAAAAAACAGAAAUGUAGUGAUAAAAAAUUGUGUUCGGUUAGAUAUACGCAAUUUCUUGGAUAUAAAUAAAUAAUAUUACAGUGUGAGUGUGUGUAAAUGAAAUGUUUCAAAACGGCAUACCUAAAUUGGACGAACCGGUAAUGAGGUUAAGUUAGCUGGGAGUAUGGGACCGCCGGGAUGGGCAUGUGUACAAACCCAAAGGGCAAGUUUCGUCCAUUGACCAACGCAACGGUACCGGUACUGCCUCAAAGCUCUUUUCCCGCGUAUACACUUCUUACAGCCUUAUUCAUUUUCGUCUUGAUACAAACAGUUGACUGUAUUCAAGAUGCAGUGCACAUCACAGCAAUACUCGGUGAGUCGGUGGUGUUCAAUUGCCACGUGGAGUUCCCUGAGGGACAUCCCGUGCCAUACGUGUUGCAAUGGGAGAAGAAGGUAGGCGAAACGAAAGGCAGCGCCCUGAUUGAGUACUUUUUAAAGGGACAGGACAUACCGAUUUACAUUUGGUAUGAAAGUUACCCGACGCACAGCGGUGAAGGAUACGAAGGUAGGGUAUCGAGGGUAUCGCCGGAUUCCCCAUAUGGAGCCGCCUCCCUUAACCUCACAAAUAUUAGAGAAUCGGACCAAGGAUGGUAUGAAUGCAAAGUGGUAUUCCUCAACCGUCCUCCCAAUCAGCCGAAAAACGGUACUUGGUUCCAUUUGGACGUGCACGCACCCCCCAGGUUCGUAGUGACACCCGAAGAUAUCAUCUACGUUAACCUGGGGGACGCCAUUAUUCUAAAUUGUCAAGCCGAAGGGACGCCCACUCCUGAAAUUCUUUGGUUCAAAGACGCCAAUCCUGUCGAACCAUCUUCGACGAUAGGCAUUUUCAACGACGGCACCGAAUUACGUAUAUCCAACAUCCGACAUGAAGAUAUAGGAGAUUACACUUGCAUAGCUCGUAACGGCGAAGGUCAAAUUUCGCAUACGGCUCGUGUGAUAAUAGCAGGGGGCGCAGUUAUUAUGGUACCACCGACGAACCAAACGAAAUUAGAAGGCGAAAAAGUCCAAUUCAAUUGCGAAGCUAAAGCGCAACCGGGCAACGUAACCGUCAAAUGGUUCAGGGAAGGCGCCCCGGUUAAGGAAUUAGCUUCAUUGGAAACGAGAGUCACCAUCAAAAGAGACGGUUCUCUAGUUAUAAAUCCGGUUAGUUCGGAGGAUUCCGGUCAAUAUCUUUGCGAGGUUAGCAACGGUAUCGGGGAACCCCAAUCAGCAUCGGCCUACUUAAACGUCGAAUAUCCGGCGAAAGUAACGUUUACUCCCACGAUACAGUACCUGCCGUUUCGUCUAGCUGGCGUGGUUCAGUGUUAUAUUAAGGCGAAUCCUCCAUUGCAAUACGUCACGUGGACUAAGGACAAACGAUUAUUGGAACCUUACCAGACCAAGGAUAUCGUCAUUAUGAAUAAUGGUUCGUUAUUGUUCACCAGAGUCAAUGAAAACCAUCAGGGUCGAUAUACUUGUACCCCUUACAACGCGCAAGGUACCCAAGGUAGUUCCGGACAAAUGGAAGUAUUGGUUAGAAAACCGCCAACAUUCAUCAUCGAACCGGAAACGAUGUACCAGAGGAAAGUAGGGGAGUCCGUCGACAUGCCCUGCGAUGCCGUCGAAGCCGAAGGUACACAAAAACCUACCAUACAAUGGCAGAGAAGAGACGGUACUCCGCUACCGAAGAACCGCGUCAAGUUAGUUGGAGGCAAUUUGACUUUGGAGUCGAUUCGUCGCUUGGAUUUCGGAUUUUAUCAAUGCGUCGCUACCAACGAAGUAGCUACGAUCAUCACGGGGACGCAGUUAGUGGUAGAAGGAACUCAACCCCACGCACCAUACAACCUUACCGGAAUAGCUACGGAAUUUUCCGUAACCCUCAGCUGGUUACCUGGCUACAGCGGAGGCCCGGACUACAAACAGGAAUAUACCAUGUGGUACAGAGAAGCCGGAACAACAGAAUGGUCGACGAUUCCCGUAACACCAUCUGGUGCGACUACUGUAACAAUAAAUAGGUUAGCUCCGGGAACUAAUUACGAAUUCCACGUGAUAGGAAAGAAUGCUUUGGGAGAUGGAAUGAUGAGCAAGAUUAUUACAGUGCGAACUGUGGAGGUGGGUCAACAAAAACCUAUAAAAAUUACCCCAACGCCCUUCAUGACACCAAACGAUGAUGCGGGACCAAAACCAGGCGUACCCCGAAACCUGACCGUUAACGAGAUCAGUAACGGUUUCUUAAUCACGUGGAUGCCACCAGUUGAAAGAGCUGAACUCAUACAACACUAUGUGAUCAAAUAUAGGACUGAUGGACCAUGGAAGACAUUGAACAAAGCUCAAAUUAGACCCGAAGACACCCAUUAUUUAGUUAAAAACCUAGUAGGCGGUCGCACUUACUAUUUCCGCAUUCUGGCUUACUCCGGCAAGAGUUACGAAACCAGCGAAGAAGUGAAAUUUUCAGUGCCGGCUCGCGUCAAACACAAAGCCCUUACUGCCGGCGUCGUAGGUGGUAUCCUCUUCUUCAUAGUCGCCAUUACGCUGUCCGUUUGCGCGGUCAAAAUUUGCAAUAAACGCAAACGACGGAAACAAGAAAAAGCUUACAAUAUGGUAGCCUGUCGUAUAACAGAUUCGAGAAAUGGAGGUAACGCUACAGACAGUCAAGUGCCUUUGAAAAAACUUAGAAAAGGCCGAAUACCAGGUUUGAGAACUCUGGCAUUCAUCGCGAACUGGAUAUGGCCGAGAGAUCGAUGCCGUUCCGGUAGCCUAUCAAGUCUCACCUGGCAUCCAGACUACCUCCAUCCAGGUUCUCCUUCCAAAUCUUUGGCGCGUAUAUCCAGAGCGGCCGACGGUCGUUUCGUUUUGGUCGAUUCGGUGUUGAGUUUGCGCGCCGAUAGUGCCUCUAACAUUUCGAGCAGCGACGACGGGGGAUUUUUACCGAAACGAGGCGCUAAUAAUCGAGCUUCGUGGCGAAGACCGCUCGUAGGUUAUCCCAGCGAACUCAGUCUACGAUCUGACGCUUCGGGACAAUCUGCUUCUGGAUUACCCGCUUUCAUCAUCGGACAAAGGUAUCAACAACAAUCGAAUUUGAAACCUUUACAAACAAUAUACAGUCCCCAUACACCCCAAGUGAUGUCAAGCAGCCCGGCGACUUCCAGCGGAUUAUUAUUAACUCCUUGGUCUCCCAUGUACUUUAGUGAUUUGAGCUCAGUUAGAUAUACCAGCUCGGGAGAGCGGUCGUUUCCCACGCCGCCAGGUUUCAUGCAACUAAAAUCCGUUCACGAAAGAUAUUCCCAAGAACUACCACCGCUAAAAGCCAUCCACGAAGAACAUCAAGGUUUUAUUCCCGUUCAUCCUGUACGAGAUAGUCCUAGGGUAAUACCUCAACAUAGACUAGCCAGAAGCUCUAGAUUGUUACCGCCCAGACACGCGCGGAUAGCGAGAAGCGCUCCCGAGCUGGAUCACCUCGAUAGAUCACCAGAAAGUAGAUCUAGCUCGAGCGGAUUCGGAAGUAAGAAUACUUCGCAACAAAAUCAGAGUUCGCACAGCGGUAGUACGUUGAUAGGUUGGGGUCUACCGCCUUACAGACCACCGCCACCUGUGCCAUCCAUGUUACCACCACCGCCUCCCUCCCUUGUUGGCCAUUGGCUGGAUAUCGCCAGUUCUUCUCCUUCGGCCUCGGAUCACAUUCACAAGGCUGUAGAUGUCGGUAGCGUCGACGGCCAUUACGAAUUCGAUCCCAGUACACCCACGCCUACUCCUUCCACACCGACAGGCUCUAGAGAUAUAGAUUUAGAUACUUCCGGUCCUGGACCUCCUCAACGGAAAAGCUACGGAAUCAUAAGAAGCAGAUACGACAACAUCGACGCCAGAGUUCAGGCCAUGAAGCAAGAAUUCAACGAGUUCAGGAAAAGGCAAGCCAGCAGAAGACGAAGCCAGGAAUUGGAAAGUGCCUGUUGAUGCACAAUUUAUUUUUCUUUGGUGAGUGCGUGAAUUCGUCGUUUUUAUUUUGUGUCAAAUAUUUGAAGCUCUAGGUAUAUUUGAAUAUCAAAAUUCUUGGAAUCGCAUUAAAUAAAUUUUCAAUUCAAUUAUUUUUUUUAUGCAACUGUUUUAGUAAAAAUUUAAUAAUAAUAAUAAAUACAGAAAAAAAUUGAGGAAGCGGAGACUCAAUUUUGAAAGAAGUCAAAAAAACGGUCGAUAAACUGAAGUCCUCAUCUGAGGGGGUAUGUCCACCUACGAGGCGGACAUACCCCCCCUCAAAAAAAGUCUGCAAGUUGGGAAUCUCACCCCAAAAGUCGUCGAGGCAGAAAUUCCACCUCAAAGUCGACCAGGCAGGAAUUUGAUCUCCAAGUUUACGAGGCGGGAAUUCCACCUCAAACAAAGUCGACGAGGCAAGAAUUUGAUCUCCAAGUUUACGAGGCGGGAAUUCCACCUCAAACAAAGUCGACGAGGCAAGAAUUUGAUCUCCAACUAAGUUUACGAGGCGGGAAUUCCACAUCAAAGAAAGUCGACGAGGCGGGAAUUCCAUUUCAAACAAAGUCGACGAGGAGGGAAUUUGAUCACAAACUAAGUUAACGAGGCGGGAAUUCUACCUCUAACAAAGUGGACGAGGCGAGAAUUCCAUUUCAAAAAAAACCGAGGAGGCGGAAUUCCAUCUCAAAAUAAGUCGAUAAGGGAAGAAAAAAAAAUAUCAAGCAAAUAAGGACAAUAUAUUUAAAAAACAGAGAUAGCGAGAAAAUUUUGAGAAAAUGACGAAGUGAUUACACCAACUGAGCGAACAAUUUAAGACUGACUCUGAGGCCCUCAUCUUGAAAAAUACAUUGUAGACAUAAUUAUGCCAUCUUAAAAUCGAGUUGGUGAGGUCUUCGAAAAAAAAAAACACUCGCUUCCACAACUCUAUUGAGUUGGAGAUGGAAAAGAAUCCCAAUUCAGAAAAAAAUUAGUAGAGCUAAAAUCCCAAUCUCAAGAACUAAAAUAAAGUCAAUACAGAACUUCACCUUACAAAUAAGUCUAAGAAAUGAAACCGAGGAACUUCUGAAAUAAAUACCGAGGUAUCUAGGACCUCAUCUCAAAAAAAUGGGUCUACAUCAAAAAAGCGGACGAAGUGGACUCGAAAGAGAAAUUUGAAAGACUCAGGUCCAUAUUUUGAUCAAUAAGUCUUUGAAUGAUUUUGAGUCUAAAAUAUUUUUUAAUGAAUAAUUUUUUCUGUACAUUUUUAAAAUUGAAAUUUCCAAUAAAAUUGUAUCUGGGUGAGGUUUCCAUGUUGUAUUUGAGUGAGAUUUUACUCGGUUUGUAUAGAGUACAAAUUACAAUGUUUUUCUAAAUCAUUUGUCAUUAUUAUUGAUCACAUUUUUGAUUAAUUCAAUUUCGGAGGAUGUAUUAUAAAAAAAAAUAAUCAUCGAGAUAUUUCUAGAGCUUCCAAAUCGGAUUUUCUAUACAAAAAACUCAUAUUUGUCGAUUUCAGUGUGAUAUCGUAACAACUACAAGCAAAAAACGAAAUAUGUUCUAAAUAUUGUAAUAAAUGUAUAACAGAACCAAACGAGACGUUUAUAAGAUCAAAUUAUUAAUUAAAUAAGAUUAUAAGUUAUAAAAUUACUAAAAAAAAAACAAAAACACAUUUGUCAUAGGUAAUUUCUAAUGUAGGGAUAAGUACGAGGCUCAAACUCGGAUUGUCACUGGAAGGCUAUAAGGAAAAUCUGUCGUUCAUGCGAUUUAUUUUGUUGUGGAAUAAAAAAGAUCCUAAAUUAGGUCAUUGAUUUUAUUUUGAAAAAUAAAUCCAGUUUUUACAUAAAAACAGAAGACUAAAAAAAACUAUUUCAAAAUUUAAUCUUCCAGUACAAAUCCAAAAACUACACAACUUUAUAAUACACGUAUCAACGUGUUCGAAGGAAUGAUCGAUAUAGAAAGAGAAAUUAAAUCUAUUGAAUUACAUUCAAAAAAAUUUUAACAAUUCAAAAACCCCAUACAAAAAUAUUUUUCCAAAAUAUAGUUUAAUAAAUUUAAUGGGAAAUUCGAUAUAAAAAAAUUUAAGUUAUUUACACAAAAAAAAAUGAUGGAACCCAAACAAUUUAAAUCGAAUUUAACGAAAAAUAUUUCGUUAAUAAAAAUUUUUUUGAUUGUACUACAACAAUUUAUUUCUCAUCGAAUCAUUCUUUUUCAAUAAAUUCUAACGCUUUAGCGCGGUCUUCGAGAUCGUGAUCACCAACAGUGGCGUAACCAAAAAAAAUUUUCCCCCCAGUUUAUAUUUUUACCCACCCUUUCGUUACGCCAUUGUUAAACAAGAGAGGCUGUUGCGUUUUGUAAUAUUAGAUGUUUAGGAUCACAUUAUAUAUAUAGUGAUGUACCUUGCGUCUACUAGAGGCGCCCCUAGGAUCCCAAGUUGGGCCACGGCGUCAAAACGAAACGGAAACUACUAACCUAUAUCAUUUUUUUUUUUAAAUAUAUAUAAACAAAGGACCUUGGAAACAAAUUAUAAAAACAAAAACAUUUUUUAAAUCAUCGUUUGAAAUUAACAUUACACCAUUUACUUAAUAAACUAUAUUAGGAUUUAGUAGUAUCCCGAAUUUUGUCAAUGACAGUUCAUUUCCAGUUCGCUUCACAGAACACAUAAGAGGAAACGUCAACUCAUAAAACGUUGUUUUAUGGAAAUUCAAUAGAAUCGAUUAAUCGAGAAAAAAUCGAUCGGUAUGAGUACUUCUGCUACUGUCAUUUCAUAUCAAAAUGUUUGGUUAGAAAAUAUUAUUAUCCGUUUCGUUUUGAUUGCUUUUUCACUUUUGUUAACAGUUUUAGUAUUUCUAUGAAAAUAUAACCAAACAAACUAAAAGUGGAGGUUUUAACACAUCAUUCAACAAGUCGUGUGACUAACUGUAACAUUUUUUUUGCCAAAAAUCGAUUUUAUUCUUCCUUUAAUACAGUAUUCCAACGUUUCUCCAACUUUUCGAUGCCGUCCUUGUAUAAGGAUUUGUCUUUUGCCUUAAAAUAGGCUUCAGUUUCAGCUUCUUCAUUUGAUCUGAAUUUCUUACCGGAAAACAUUUUUUUGACAUCGGCGAAUAUCCAGUAGUCACUGGAGGCUUUGUGGACUUUUUUGAUGUUUUCUGGACGACCAGAACCCUCACCAUCAUUAGUGUAUGUACGACCACACAAGAAAUUGUUUUGAAUCAGUGAUUUUGAAAUUAAUUGCUCACUUUUUUCUGACUAAUCGAAAUGUCGCGAAAUUUUACACAGACUAUUUUGAAAGUUGGUACUUCAUAAACGUCAUACGGAUUUAACAAUGGCACUGCCAUCUGUGUGUCAGUUACACGACUUAUUGAGUGAUGUAAUGUAAGUGCAAUAAUAUUAUUAAAUCUUUUUGGAUUUCAAACGAGAAUCAACUAAAUUUUCAAUACCAAAAAAAAUUUCGAGCGUAUACAAUUUGUUUGCAAUAAAAAGGGGGACCUUUUUAUUGAUAAUAAAAAAAAUUUAUACCCUAAUCAAAACGUUAUGAAAUUAAUGUAACAUAAACAAAGUGAAUCUUAACCUAAAAAUUGCUUAAAUUAUAUUUUUUUUAUAUGUACUUGCCGAAAAAAAUACAAUUUUCGAAGAAAAAUCGGGGAAUUUAUGGUUUUCUAAAUUUUUUGGUUAUAAAAGUGAGAAAAUCUCGGUUUUUCAAACUCUACUGUCAUAUUUAUCUUGAAUGCAAGAAAAAAUAAAUUAAAUUAAAACCCACUUCCAAAUAACUGAAAACAUCUAGUUUAUGUUAAUUAAUUUAUUUAAAUACAAAAAAAAAUAAUUUGUAAUCAUAAAAAUAAAAGGUAUAAAAAACAAAUUCAAAAUUUUGUAACAUUGUUUCAAUAUUAUUAGUUGAUUCUCAUUGGUUUAAGAGUAUGGUAGAGUGAACGUUUUUUUAUUUUUGAAAAUGAUUAUCAAUUUACGGGUAAUUCAAGUGGGGGUUUCAAAUAUUUAACAAACAAAAUUUUCACGACAUUUUUAUAUCCUCAAUUAUCAUUAUUUUCGUAUAAAACUGUGAUAAUCUAGAAGUAGAUGCCACAUAUUUAUUAGCCUGGGAUUGAGUAUGUCCCCAUUUUCUAGUUUGUUUGGUACACCUUGUAUCUAUACUUUUUAUUUUUGUUAAUGGACGUAUUUGUGAACAAUAUUUAUAAUUAAAGAUUAAUUUUGAUAAUAAUUGUAAAUAUGAAAAGAAAUUGUUCACGCUUUUGUUCAUAUUUCAAACUGUUUUUUUUUUGAGAUUUAGACUAAAUCAAAUUCAUAUUUAUUCGAUGAAUAAUAUAUUUUACUUUAUUUUUUAUAUUUUUACGAAUUUAUCGUUGUAUAAGUGAUAUCUGAUUUAGUACAAUUCAUAAUUUAAUUUAUUUGUUUGUUUUUGACUGAUUUAUAUACUAUUAGGUGUGUGGCUAGGAGAUUCUUACAAUUUUUGAGCUAUUCCUAUAACAACGUUGAUUUUGUUGAUUAAUUACGCAGUUAUAGUACACUAUAACAGUAAUCUCGUUUUUUAGUUCCAGAAAAUCAUCAGAUUUCAAUGAAUUUUUUUUUUAAAUCUUUGUGUUUACGAAAAAAUUAUAGGGACAACAAAAAAUGCAAAACUUACAUUAAUUUCACGGUUUUAAAUCUGUCCAAUGAAGUUAUUAUAGUUUUUUCUCAAUUUACACAAAACAAAAUAUACAAAAAAUGUUGAUUUUUCAUGUUUUUACAGCUCUAAAUAAUAAUACUACCUAUAAAAAGUAGCCUUCUCUUACAUUGUUUACAUUUCACCAAAACUAGUUUUCAAUUCAUUCACAAAUAAUUGAAUCACUUUUAUUCACAACCAAUAAUACAAAUAACAGUUAAUUCUUUAAACAACUAAACACUUUCUAUUCGUACUGCGAUUUUUCUUUCUUGGUUAGGUCUCUCUUCUUUUUUUGAAAUGACAACUGUUUUCUACUUCACCAUAGAAAAAUAAAAAACAAAGAAGUAUGAUAUACUUUGUUCGCUGGUUCAAUUCCGAUUCAGUUUAGGAACCAAUCGCAAACGCUCUUUCAAAGUUACCGUUCUGCUCUAAAUUUGAAGGAAUAGUUCUGUGUUCGAAAGUAGCAUAUUUUAUUCAUUAUAAUUAUCUGGAAUGCUGGUAAUACCGGAAGUACUAAUCCCUACAGGAAGGAAUUGAUUUUCGUUCACCUAAAUCAUUUUUUUUUAUAUAUGUUUUUGGAAAGCUCAAAAAUUGCGCUAGCCCCCUUUUAAAAAAAAAACCGAGUACUUUAGGGGAUACCGAAGGCGUAAAAGCAACACCACUUGUAGUUAUAAAUUUUCAAAAGUGCUUUUGCGCCUUCACAAAAUGUUAAAUUUCCAAAAUACAAAAAAAAAUCUUGCCAAUGAUAUUUAUUACUGAUAAAUAAGGACGGAGACAUUUUUAAUAACAUUUUGCAUGUUCACUAGGCACUUGAUCUUUUCUAAAAGUUAAACGGGAUAUGAAAAAAAAACUACCUGUAUAUUAAUAUCAUUUCACGAAGCACACUGACGAUUUAGUUGUAGAAAUUUUUAGUUGUAAGUGUUAAGUAGUAAACCGACAGUUGUUACUAUGUAACUACGCUGUAUAAAGCAUCACAUCUAAAUAAAAAUACAAUAAAACGUUGCCAGAUCUAUUUAUUUUCUUUAAUUCUC
Molecule: messenger RNA, 9791 nt
Organism: Diorhabda sublineata
Lineage: Eukaryota; Metazoa; Arthropoda; Insecta; Coleoptera; Chrysomelidae
Gene: tutl
Product: protein turtle
Exons: 15
Coding region: 327-4118 (1263 amino acids)
Biological process (GO): homophilic cell-cell adhesion; dendrite self-avoidance; axon guidance
Cellular component (GO): plasma membrane; axon
Molecular function (GO): cell-cell adhesion mediator activity
Source: RefSeq, a predicted model, not a curated record